Messenger RNA from Iphiclides podalirius (scarce swallowtail), 312 nucleotides. Lineage: Eukaryota; Metazoa; Arthropoda; Insecta; Lepidoptera; Papilionidae. The record is from the annotation of a GenBank genome assembly.
AUGUGGCUCCUAAUUAUUUCAGCGCCAGCCUUGAUCUACGCAAGAGGAGUGGCCGCACUAAGCUCCAGGGAGCAAGGGGGCCUAAAGGUACUUGCAGCAUUGGCCAUUGGUAAUAGGCAGCGAGCAGAAAUGGCUUGCAUCUCGUGCUGUUUCCUGCUCGACUACAUUUUUAAUAGAGACAGACGUCAGCUGGACACGUCGAAUACGGCUGAAGACCAUACCACCUGCCCCCUGUUGGAGAUCCAAGGAGCAAAGGUGACUGUUGAAAAAAUGAUCCAGUUCACCCUCUACCCAACACCUACAUCCUCCUUG